Messenger RNA from Chanos chanos (milkfish), 1819 nucleotides. It is a transcript of the gene gramd4a, whose product is annotated as GRAM domain containing 4a. NCBI's taxonomy places the organism in Eukaryota, Metazoa, Chordata, Actinopteri, Gonorynchiformes, Chanidae. Bases 14 to 1819 code for a protein of 601 amino acids. Gene Ontology annotation, biological process: apoptotic process; negative regulation of toll-like receptor 9 signaling pathway. The record is from RefSeq and is a predicted model, not a curated record. The transcript has 19 exons.
GCUUCCUGGGUUAAUGAAACUUUGCUAUGAUUUACGUGCUGGGUUUGGCAUACACCAUGCUAAGGUAAAACCCAAAGUAGCCGUGCUGAACAUGCUAAAGCGGUUGGACAAGAUUAGAUUCCGUGGACAGAAGCGAGAUGAAUUCUUGGAUCUAGCUGAGUCCCCCAAUGCGUCUGACAAUGAAUGUGAGGACAUGCCGGUGAAGCCUCGGCCUUCGCUGAAAGACACAGAAGAUGUGCGAGACCCUGCUGGAUCGGGGACUCUCAACAUGGCAGCUGCCAUUCAGGACCUGAGGAGUGAAUCUGAACGGCUCAACGAGGUCAAGGGCCAUCUUGAAAUUGCCUUACUGGAGAAGCACUUCCUGCAAGAGGAAUUGCGGAAACUGAGAGAAGAAACCAAUGUGGAGACGCUGAAGCAAGAACUGGAGAAAGAGAGGGGGAGAAGAAUGGACCUGGAACAAAAAAUGACCGAAGUGCUCAAAGCGAGGUUGGAAGAUUCUCCUCCCCAACCUCCUCGUAAACAGCAGUCACCCACAGCUAACAGUAAAGAGAAGCAGGGGGAGACCCUUUAUUUCCGUAUACACAAGUGGCUCUCCGACCGGUUUGGAGUUUAUAUCGAGGACUUCCGCUUCCAGCCGGAGGAGAACACUGUGGAGACCGAGGAACCAUUAAGUGCUAAGAGGUUAACAGAAAACAUGAGGCGACUUAAGCGAGGUGCCAGACCUGUUACAAACUUCUUAAGGAAUCUGUCUGCCUUAUCUAACUGGCACUCGGUGUACACGUCAGCGAUAGCCUUCAUCAUCUACAUGAAUGCUGCAUGGCAUGGCUGGGCCAUUCCCAUGUUUCUGUUUUUAGCCAUUUUGAGGUUAUCCUUGAAUUACCUCAUUGCUAGGGGAUGGCGGAUUCAAUGGAGUAUUGUGCCUGAAGUUUCUGAGCCCAUGGAACCUCCAAAAGAGGACCUGACUGUGUCUGAAAAGUUCCAGUUAGUUCUUGAUGUUGCACAAAAAGCACAGAAUCUUUUUGGUAAGAUGGCUGACGUAUUGGAGAAAAUCAAGAACUUAUUUAUGUGGGUGCAGCCAGAGAUCACUCAGAAACUUUACAUUGCUCUUUGGGUGGCCUUCAUUUCCUCCUGUGUGCUGCCAUACAAACUCAUGGGCUUCAUAAUUGGGUUGUAUGCUGGCAUCAAAUUCUUCAUCAUUGACUUCAUCUUUAAAAGCUGUCCAAAGCUGCGGGAUAAGUAUGACACACCCUACAUUAUGUGGAACAGUCUGCCCACUGACCCUCAGCUCAAGGAGCGCAGCAAUGCCGCUGUGUCACGCCGGAUUCAGCCAGUGGUAUCACGGAGUAGCCUAGCAACCGUGCCCUGUGGUGUCAAUCGAGAGGAGGAGAGCGGACGUUCUCACAACACCAAGAAAGGAGCUUUUCACGAGAUCUUCAGCCUCCCUGAAUCUGAACGGCCAUUACCUGUGUGUGAGAAUGGAUGGAGAUGUUGCUUGAUAAACCGAGACAGGAAAAUGCCCACAGACUACAUUCGCAACGGUGUGCUCUACGUCACAGAAAAUUAUUUAUGUUUUGAGAGCUCCAGUUCCCGGUCUGGUUCCUCAAAGAAAAACAAAGUCAUAAAAUUGGUUGACAUCACAGAUAUACAGAAGUACAAAGUUCUGUCAGUUCUACCGGGGUCUGGAAUGGGAAUCUCUAUUGCCACACCUUCAACACAAAAGCCCCUUGUCUUUGGUGCCAUGAUCCACAGGGAUGAAGCUUUUGAAGCAAUCUUCACACAGUACAUGAAGAUCAUGACCACAUCUGGCCCGGAGACCUAG